UUUCUCUCUCUCAUCCUUAGCUCGCCUUGUAGCUCUUUCGAAUUCGGAUCUGUUAGGGUUUCGAUCUCCUUCCUCGACGAUGGCUGCCACGAACCCCGGAUGCGUCAAGCAACCCGAUCAAGACUCGGAGAGUUCGAUGCAGAGCACUGCUGAUAUGACAGCAUUUGUACAAAACCUCCUCGUGCAGAUGAAAACCAGGUUCCAAGCAAUGUCAGAGGGCAUUGUUUCAAAGAUAGAUGAAAUGGGAAGCAAGAUAGAUGAACUGGAGCAGAGCAUCCAAGACCUCAAUGCUGACAUGGAGGGUGCAUCCAAGUCGAAGCCUGAAGACGAUAAGCCUUCCGACGAGCCUGUGUAAGCUUAUGAGAAGCAGGUGAUGGGCGGACGAUGCUGGGAUUAGGGGUAUCGUUCCUUUCAUCAUUUUCUUUUCUGCAGUAAUAUGGAAACCACAAGUAAUCCUGUUGGUAUCAUUAGGAAUCUAUUGUACCUCUUUGUUAGCUGACACCCACAGAUGUUUCUGAAACUAACUACUGCAAUUCUUGGUAAUAUCUUCAUGCAAUCAUCAGCUUGCUAUUUA
Messenger RNA from Musa acuminata subsp. malaccensis (wild Malaysian banana), 574 nucleotides. Its product is annotated as heat shock factor-binding protein. The record is from RefSeq and is a predicted model, not a curated record. Gene Ontology annotation, molecular function: transcription corepressor activity. Gene Ontology annotation, cellular component: nucleus; cytosol. Lineage: Eukaryota; Viridiplantae; Streptophyta; Magnoliopsida; Zingiberales; Musaceae. Gene Ontology annotation, biological process: cellular heat acclimation.